AUGCAAUCCCAUAUGGCAGCGAAACGCGCUCAAGGUCGCCGUCACGGCUCAGAAUUGGCUGGUGGUCAGUGGUCUUCUCGUCCGUCUAUUGCUCCAGUUGUUGAUUUGAAACAACGUCAUCCUGCCAAUGCUGACGGUUCUUAUAGAUUCAAUCAACAAACUGGUCGUUUGGAACGUGUUGGACGAACUAGCGGUGUGCUCCUGUCGAACUCGGCACUACCAAAUGGUGGUAUACUCUUCGGAGAGCCGAAUCUGUCCCUGGGGGUAGUUGAUGAGUACAAUCCUCUGGUACCCAACGAUUAUGAUGAACUGGCUCGCCAAAAACGCGAGAGGCGUCGCGCUGAAGAAGCUGCUAUCGCUGCAAGUUCGAAUCGUAAUGAUCACGGUGAUCCCUCUGGAAUGUGUCGUCGCCCGGACUUCUCUGAUGAAGAGGAUGAGGAUGAAGAUGAUGGAGCUGAACCGACCGCAGCUUCUGGCGCUCGUCGACGCCGUCCACCUCCGCCCCCAUCCAAAGGAGCUGCUAUCGCCCCGCCAUCUGUACUUCUUGAAGAUACUACCAUAGAACCUGGCUCUACAGAAACAGAAGAACCAGAACCCAGUUCCGCAACUAGUUUGUUUGGCAUUAAUGCUGUUGCGGCCAAGAUGAUGGCUCGAAUGGGUUAUCGGGAAGGUCAAGGUUUGGGGCGAGAGAGUCAGGGUAUGUCCACCGCGUUGGUAGUUGAGAAGACCAGUCGCCGUGGAGGAAAGAUUAUUCACGAGCGAGACCAUCAGCGUCAACAAGCCAAUAUUGCUGCUCCAAUUCCAAUCCCGCCUGCCGAUGCGGCGGCUGAGGAGACUAUUACUAAUUUACCCCUUCCAGAAAAUCGAAGUUGUGUUAUCUUACUGCGGAAUAUGUGUGGUCCGGGAGAGGUAGAUGAUGACUUGGAGCCGGAGACUGCUGAAGAGUGCGCAAAAUAUGGUAAAGUCGUGUCUUGUAUGAUUUUCGAACUACCCGAAUCUCCCGAUGAUGAAGCUGUGCGCAUUUUCGUUGAAUUCGACUCUGACGAUGCGGCCACUAAGGCUGUGCUCGAUCUGAACGGUCGUUUCUUUGCCGGGCGGGUAGUGAAAGCCGGAUUCUACGAUGCGGAAAAAUUCCGCAAUUUGGAAUUAAACGAACCACCUAUUUCCGCCUGA
This is a messenger RNA of Echinostoma caproni, 1173 nucleotides long. The record is from the annotation of a GenBank genome assembly. NCBI's taxonomy places the organism in Eukaryota, Metazoa, Platyhelminthes, Trematoda, Plagiorchiida, Echinostomatidae.